UAGAUUAUUUAUGUAAGCAUAAUUAGUCAAGGCUAAAAAUGAAGCAGUAUACUUGAAGCAAAGUAUUGCAUAGGCCUACUAUGUUUAUAGUAUACUAUCUAUUAGUCUGAAGAAACAUUCAGUUAGUUUACUUCCUACAUGUGAAUGGUCUCCAGUAUACUUGAUAUAUUUACACUAAGGGUAAGAUUUAUUGUAAAACACAUUUGUUUAAAAUAAAAUGUAUUGGGCAUUUAAAAUUGUUGUUAUUAUUAUUAUGUAAAACACAAAAAUAGACAAUAGUUUGAUAAAUGCAACACAUGUAAAAAAAAAUGUUUUUUUUUUUCUUUUUUUAUCCUCCCCAACAAGUUGACAUUUCUUUCUGAGUCAAGCGAUUCAUGUGCAUCGGACAGAAAAAAAAAAAAAACUCCAACCGCUCAAAAAGUCGGAUCUACAACAACAGAAUGGUCAAUGACUUCCUUGCUUACAGACACGCGCGUGCGUGACGUCAUCAGCGCAGUGAGAGGCAGCGUCUCUCUGCGGGCUCCGGCACUCCUCUGCGGUAUCAGGCAGGAUGGGAUGCUCCACCAGCUCUCAAACUACAGCGGUUGAUACAACUCUACCAAAACCAGAAGAAAGUAACGGUGCCAGCACUACUGGAGCAGCCAACGAGAAUGGAAAAGUAGCUGAAGACACUGAAACUCUCCCAGACCAGACGCCCACAGAAGGUGGUGGUACGAAGCCGGACGGCGAACCUGCUGUAAUAGCCACAUCUGCGGACAGCAGUCAAGCAACCCCACCAGCAGGAGAGGAUUCUCAGCCUUCAGCAGAUAGUCCACCAGCCGAACCCCCAGCAGAAGCCCCAGCAGAAGCACCAGCAGCAAGCUCCCCAGAGGCUCCAGCUCCUGAGCAAGAAGCUGCUGCGACAGACUCAGAGACAAAAGGAGAGGAGGCACCAGGUGAGCAGCUCUUCAUUUUUACAUCACGAUCCUCAAAAUGAUAUUUUUUACAUCUUAUUUUCUGUUUCCAGAUUCCAGCCAGUGAAGCAUGGCAUUCCACUGAGGAAUCGCUCCUUCUGUCUGCGUGUAUGACAUGACUGUGCAUGAAUGUGUGAUAGAUACUGUCUUGUUGCCAUGAAGCUGACUCUGUUGAGCAGCUCUUCAGUCACCGCUGUGCCUUUUUCCCCCUGAUGGAGUAAGCUGUACAUGGAUCUGCUGCACUUAGUGGGCGUGUUUUAUUUUGAUAGCAUAUCUAAAAAAAAA
Molecule: messenger RNA, 1238 nt
Organism: Oryzias melastigma (Indian medaka)
Lineage: Eukaryota; Metazoa; Chordata; Actinopteri; Beloniformes; Adrianichthyidae
Exons: 3
Coding region: 551-976 (141 amino acids)
Source: RefSeq, a predicted model, not a curated record